UCACAAAAAGAUAAAGCAAAAGCUAAAAUGCUAAAUUAACUGAGAAUCUCUCUCUCUCUCUCUCCUUUGCCUCCCCUCGUUAAAGAAGAGUACCGUGGAGACAAUCUCCGACAUUCUGUGAAGAGACAAACACAAUCAAACAAUCAUUGGUAAUAUAUUCAUUUGUUCUGCAGCUGCUGUUGUUUGUUAUAUUUUGCUGAGAGAGAAAGAUGUUGGUCGUAAAUAGCUUCGAUUUAUGGCAAAAAGAUACCUUCUUCUCUGCAGCUGAGGAGGUUCAGCAAUCUGCCGAUAUAAUGGAAUCGGCUUAUAGGGCAUGGCUCAAAUCAAGGAAAGAAGGGUUGAUAUCACAGAAUUUAGAUAAGCUUGAUAGAGACCUUCAGAUGGCUUUGGGCACUGCAAAAUGGCAGUUGGAAGAGUUUGAAAGAGCUGUUUGUCUAAGCUACAGAAACAAGGGUGAUGAUAUUACAAUCACCCGGCAUAGGGAAUUUGUUUCUGCCAUAGUGGACCAAAUUUAUCGUGUUGAAACAGCAUUGAAUGUGUCACUGAAAGUUGAAGGGAAGAAACCAUUUCGGUGGGUGAAUUUGGACAAGGAAGAAUUUGAUGACUUAGCUCAUUUUCUGUCCGGAACUCCAGGGACAUCACAGACGAUCAAAGAUGGUCGUAUAAAUGUGGGAUCACCAGUCGCUAACUCACUUUGUAAAAGUAAUAUAGAGGAAGUAAACAGUCUUGGUUCUCCAGUAAGUACCAAAAUCCCAUAUCAGGGUCAGGAAGGAGUUCCUGCAGGUGUUAAGGAUAUAAACUGCUCCAUUGAUCUACAGGAGAGAAAAGUUCGUGACACAGAGGAUGAAAUCAGCAACCAAGCUGAUCAAAGUAUUAGUAAUCUAAGAGCCUGGAGUUCGCCAGAUGGGAACACUUUGGAGAUUGUUGUUGAUAUGGAUGAUAGAGAAACCAAUGAAUUAAAUGAAGCAAUGCCUAAAGGGGAAGGUUCAAAACCUUUGAUUUGGAAGUCAAGGGGAGAUAUAUUUUGUAGAGCUAAAGCAGUGAAAAGCCACACCCAAAUGAAAUUGAUAAAUUGGAUACAUAAUCACUUUAGGGGACGCCAGGGAAAUCAAAGACAACGUCUAUCACCAGGGGUUCCAGUUAAAUCUAUACGUUUCGUACUAGCUUUGAUGUUAACCAUUUUUUUAUUUGUCCCCUUCGUCCUCCACUCAACUUAAGCCUUGCUGAAGUACCGUGUCUAAUAGAGGUCUUGGAGUAGGAAUAGCGAUGGGCUAGGGACGGCUUCUUUAGUUCAACUGUGGAUAAACAUGGUGGAGGUCCGAGAUUCCCCAGUUUGAGGUACAUCUCAAACGCAUAUCUCCGAGAAUAUAGAUUGUAAAACAUGCAGCAUCCGAUCUUGGACAGAAAACGAACUUCUGAGACGGCUGUUGUAUAGUUGUGUGCAAAAUGGUGGUGUGAUGUUCUUCAGCCUUGAGUUUACAAGGAAAGUGUGUAAAUGCUUCUUAUUGAUUGAUGCAGACAAGACAUCCUUGAUUGUUAUAAUAGUAUGUAAUUAGGUUGAUUAAUGCUUCUUAUUGAUUGAUGUAGACAGCCUUGAGUUCACAAUCAACUUUUAUCAUUCUAUCUCUCCUCUAAUCCUAUUUCUGAAACCAAUAUUUGUGGAU
This is a messenger RNA of Salvia splendens (bonfire salvia), 1664 nucleotides long. RefSeq lists its product as uncharacterized. Lineage: Eukaryota; Viridiplantae; Streptophyta; Magnoliopsida; Lamiales; Lamiaceae. Gene Ontology annotation, cellular component: membrane. The transcript has 6 exons. The record is from RefSeq and is a predicted model, not a curated record. Gene Ontology annotation, biological process: Golgi vesicle transport. The coding region runs from base 210 to 1217 and encodes 335 amino acids.